CGUAUGUCAGUCCGUGUAUUACCAAUCACAUUGUUUUUUGAUGACACCAGCGGCAACAGAUCAAAAAAGUGGAACUGUUUUGACAGCUGGAUUAUGAACAUUGCGGCCUUUCCUUUGGAUGAAAGUAACAAAUACGAAAAUAAUUUCUUUCUUUGUACCAAUAAUCAGGAAGUCACUGCAAUGGAAAUGGUCAAGCCAUUGACUGAUAAUUUGCUCAAGUUGGAAAAAGGUCUGGUGAUAUAUGUUGCUGAGCGACAAAAAGACGUGUUCGUAAUCGUACCUGUUCUCUUUUUCCGCGGAGAUAACGUCCGUCAACCUAAGUUAGCGAUGAACAAAAGGUCAAGGGCUAAUCACCCUUGUAGAUUUUGCUACUGACAGUCUGACUCUAAUAAGCCUUUGACAACAGGUAAGACACCCGUAACA
Molecule: messenger RNA, 423 nt
Organism: Mucor mucedo
Lineage: Eukaryota; Fungi; Mucoromycota; Mucoromycetes; Mucorales; Mucoraceae
Exons: 1
Coding region: 4-375 (123 amino acids)
Source: RefSeq, a predicted model, not a curated record